Lathyrus sativus (Indian pea) is the source of this 2628-nucleotide messenger RNA. Lineage: Eukaryota; Viridiplantae; Streptophyta; Magnoliopsida; Fabales; Fabaceae. The record is from the annotation of a GenBank genome assembly.
AUGUCAUCCAAGUCUCCUCUCCUCUUUCUCCUGAGGACGAGGAGGCGCCACCACUACCACCGUCCCCACACUCUCACUCUCUUCUCUUCCACUUCUUCUUCAUUUCACACUGAUUCCUCAUAUUACUUAACUCAAUUCCUACCUCUUCCCAAUCGAACCACUAAUUUCAAUCCACUCACAUUCAUCACCUCAAGAGAACGCCGAAUCAUCGUUCUCGGAUUAUCCACCAUCAUCAAAAACCAACAAGGUUUUGUCUUAAAAGCUUUCUCCAUUCGUUUCUGCUCCUAUUUCCUCGUCAAAAUCAUGAAGCUUUUACACACUCGCGAUGCAGCUUUCGCUUUCUUCAAACUAGCAUUCGGAAAUUCCGAUUCCGAUGAAAUUCUUCGUUCAUGUUGCAUUUCUGCACAUGUUUUAUCAGCUCAGAGUCGCAACUUGCUUGCACAGGAUAUGAUUUCAUGGGUUUUUGGGAGGAUUGAGGCGGAUAGAAGUAAGGAGCUUGUUGAGUUUAUGUGGAAGAAUCACGCUCAGUAUGAAUCUGAUUUUUCUGUGUUGAAUACCCUAAUGAGGGGCUUUUUGAAUGUAGGUAUGACUUUAGAGGCAUUGGAGGUUUUGAAUAGAAUGAGGGAUGUCGGUGUUAUACCUAGUGUGACUGCAAUGACUAUUCUUUUUAAAUUGUUGUUUAGGCUUGGUGAUUAUGCUAGUAUGUGGAAGUUGUUUAAAGACAUGAUUCGAGAAGGGCCUCCUCCUUCUGAUAUUACAUUUAAUACGAUGAUUUGUGGGUUUUGUAGACAGGGAAGGGUUGUUAUAGGGGAGAGUUUGUUUUAUUUGAUGCAGAAAUUUGGGUGUGAUCCUGAUGUUUUUACUUAUAAUGUUCUUAUUAAUGCGUGUUGUGUUGGGGGGAGGACUUCUGUUGCAGUUUCUUGGCUGCGUUUGAUGAUGUUAAGAGGUUGCGAGCCGAGCAUUUCCACGUUUAAUACCAUUUUGCACGCCCUUUGUAGGGAAGGAAAUGUGGUGGAGGCGAGGAAGCUCUUUGAUAGAGUUUUAGCUAUGGGGAUCACUCCAAAUACUGCGAUACAUAACUCGAUGAUGGAUGGGUAUGUAAAGGCGAGGGACAUUGGUCAAGCUAGCUUGCUUUAUGAAGAAAUGAGGAUUAAAGGGGUUCCUCCUGAUUGUGUGACUUUCAACAUUUUUGUUGGAGGGCAUUAUAAAUAUGGGAGAAGAGAGGAUUGGAAUAGAUUGUUGAAAGCUUUAGUUGUGACCGGAUAUUUUCAGGAAUGUUCACUUUACGAUGUAACAGUGUCAUGGUUGUGUUGGGCUCGUAGAAUUGAUGAAGCCAUGAAAUUAUUAAAGGAUUCACUUGAAAAAGGACAAACUUUUAGUGUUGCUGCCUUUAACUCGUUAAUAGCAGCCUAUAGUAGGGAAGGUUUAGAAGACAAAGCUUUUGAAGCCUAUCAUAUUAUGGUUAAAUGUGGUUUCACUCCUUCAUCAUCAACGUAUAACUCUUUGCUUAUGGGUUUGUGUAGAAAAGGGAGGCUGCAAGAAGCCAGGACACUUUUGUAUAGGAUGACAGAGAAGGGGUUUCCCAUAAAAAAAGUGGCUUACACUCUGCUCUUUGAUGGAUGUUUCAAGAUGAAUGAUAUGGACGGGGCUCUAUUUAUGUGGAAGGAAAUGAAAGAAAAUGGCAUAUAUCCCGAUGUUGUUGCCUUUACAGCCUUAAUAGACGGGCUUUCAAAAGCAGGUAACAUUGACGAGGCAUAUGAAGUGUUCUCAGAAAUGUUAGCUAUAGGGUUCGUUCCUAAUAAUUUUGCUUAUAAUUCAUUGAUUGGUGGGUUUUGCAACUGUGGGAAGAUGAAGGAGGCGUUAAAGUUGGAGAAAGAGAUGAGGGUUAGAGGUCUUCUUCCUGAUACCUUUACCUUCAAUAUCAUCAUUGAUGGAUUUUGUAGACAAGGAGACGUGAAAUCUGCAAUUGAUGUAUUUCUUGAAAUGCACCGGAUUGGUUUGAUGCCUGAUAUAUUCACAUUUAACAUAUUAGUUGGUGGGUACUGUAAGGCAUUUGACAUGGUUGGUGCAGAUGAUAUGUUUAAUAAAAUUUUCACCUGGGGGCUUGACCCAGAUAUCACAACCUAUAACAUACGCAUGCAUGGUUAUUGUAGUGUUCGAAAAAUGAAUCGAGCAAUUCUCAUUUUGGACGAGCUUGUCUCUGCUGGUAUUGUUCCAAACACAGUGACAUACAACACUGUGAUAAGUGGUAUUUGUAGUGAUAUUUUGGACCGUGCUAUGAUUCUUACUGCAAAGUUAAUUAAGAUGGGUUUCCUUCCAAAUGUGAUUACAACCAAUAUAUUGCUGUCUCACUUUUGCAAGCAAGGGAUGCCAGAGAGGGCCUUACUAUGGGGCCAAAAGUUAAGAGACAUUUGCUUUGAUUUUGAUGAAAUAUCCUAUAUAAUACUGAACAGAGCUAACCAUUUGGUGCAGAAUGAGGUUGAACUUGUGAGAGGAACAUAUGAAAAGAGCCUUUUUUUGGAUUUCCUAAUGUACAUUACAUUUGACCAUUUUUCAAGAAAUAGACCUCAUAACACAGAGAACGAGAAUAAUUUGAAGUUGAUUGAAAGUCAAUAUGUUGCUUUAUGA